AUGUCCGUUGCCUUUAGGCCGGUGUGGGGCGAUACGUCUCCUUUGACACGUGUCGCGCGUGUUUCUGGACGAACAGCCCUUCUUUUCAGUUCAGCUGGAUCUUUUGUCGAUGUUGACCUGGAAGUUCGAAGGAACAAGGCUCCAGACGAAGUGUCAUCUACCCCCUUGGUAUGGAGGAGGAGGAAGAUGAAGGAGACUGGUGGGAGGAAGAAGAAGACGAGCACGGUUAGUCGCCGCACUCCUGCCACAUCACGAGAGCAUUACCCGCAACGACGCAGGUACAAGCCCUUCAUGGCUGCUCAUUCUGGCUCUAAUGUCUCUCCGCCUCCUGGAUCGAAUAUGAACUCUGUUGGACUCCAGCAGGACCCCGGUCACGAGGGGAAGAAGAGCAAGUUUGAGAAGUAUGGUAAUACGGACCAUAUCUGCUGA
This is a messenger RNA of Desarmillaria tabescens, 429 nucleotides long. RefSeq lists its product as uncharacterized. The transcript has 2 exons. Bases 1 to 429 code for a protein of 142 amino acids. The record is from RefSeq and is a predicted model, not a curated record. Lineage: Eukaryota; Fungi; Basidiomycota; Agaricomycetes; Agaricales; Physalacriaceae.